Molecule: messenger RNA, 3119 nt
Organism: Liolophura sinensis
Lineage: Eukaryota; Metazoa; Mollusca; Polyplacophora; Chitonida; Chitonidae
Exons: 8
Coding region: 312-1187 (291 amino acids)
Source: RefSeq, a predicted model, not a curated record
UACCUAGGUGAAUAAGAUCCGCUGCCUAACACAGCCUAUAGUGAACCAGGUCUCGGCCGCUUUUGGAAUAAAACACCAAUCAAAUUGGGUUUUCGAGGGCUGGUAUCCGUAUGCAAAUAAAGUUGCGUGUGUAAACAGUGUCGGGUGUCUAGAUAAAUGAAUUUGUCUUGGAGACAAAGGGACACAGACCCAACCCUCCCAUAGAAACGGUUAUAAAGGUAGCGUUGGGGUGUUUUAGGCACACACGGGAGGAUUUCGGACGGGCACAAUUACGAGCUGCUGUAGUAAAUAACAGCAUCCAGUAAAUUAAGAUGGUGUCCAUACGUCUAAUUCUGAUCCUUGUUGGUCAGGUAUACUUGGUACAAGCUGGAACUGUGAAAUUUGGUAAUGCGUGCUCCGUGACCUCCGACUGCGAAGACAACAAGUCACUCGAAUGUCUUUUUCCUUAUGUUAACUGCGACAAAGGAAUCUGUGUUUGCCCUAAGGGGCAUACAUAUGAAACAGAUGGCUGUAAGGCAACGCAAGCAGAUCUGUUCGUGGGUGAUGAUUGUACCGCCUUGGACAGUUCCCGGAUUAAAGCUUGGAACGCCGAAUGUUCAGGCACAAAGGUUACAUGUAAAUCUUCUUCCACAAAAGUGGACAACUCCUUCUGUAGAGGAACCACGGAUAAGCUUAGAGGAGAGGAGUGUCCGAAUAUUUUCGACAUGUGCUACAAAUAUAAGGAUGGGGUAGCUGCUUCUCCUAUAGGAAUCACGUGCAUGGACGUAGGUGGAACCAAGAAGUGCGUGUGUGAUCUGGGUUACAUCGACGACGGAACAACAUCGUGCAGAGAAAAGACUGUUGGCGACGACUGUACUGGGGAUUCCGACUGCCUGAAGCAAAACCAGGAAUGCUCCUCGGGAAGUAAUAAACAAUGUCAGUGUAAAAGCGACACUGAACUCAGCAGUGGAGAGUGCCAGGUCAAGGGCACGGUUACUCAAGGAAACGUAUGUUUGUACAGCCCGAAAGAUGCACUGGUUGCCACGGGCUUUACCUGUAGCAUUGGACUGGUGUGUGGAACAUGCCCCGAAACCACCGACAACAUCACAAAGUGCCUAAAGCCGAAUUCUGGAUCAGCUGUCACUCCGACCUUGUUCCACCUUGUUACCGCCAUCUGUAUGGCUCUCUUCGGACGACAGACGAUGUAGAUGAUGAAGUUAGACUUGCUGUCAAAAACAUUCAUGAAUGUAUAAACUUUAAUUUUAUAGACCAUUUUAAAAGCCUCAACUUUAUUUGAUGUUGUUUUCUUUUUAAUUCGUUUUUUGCUUGGUUGAAGACAUGUUUAUGUACUUUUUUACGAUGUAAGUUGACGUGACGUAAAAAUUACGUGGUUAAUUUAUUUGAUUUCGCACCCCAUGGCGUUAAGUAUUGUGCCUGCAUGUUAACACGUGCUACCAAAUCUCACUCACUUUCUAUCUGUGUAAACAAUCUCCCCUGCUACAGAUAUAACUGAUUUAUAUAUCUGCUUAUAUAGCGGGGAGCGUUAACAGUGACGUCACAGCUGUCACGUGACACUAGCAAGUGGUUUCAAAGUGUCAUCUAAAGGAUUUAUCCAAUUUUUUACACAUACUAUAUACAGAUAUGCUUACGAGUUAUGGUUUUGCCUGAAAGGUUAGGAUACAUGAAAUACUCGUAUAGAAAGGUACAUAUCUUUUUUCCAUGGGGCUAUUUAAAAUUUGAUCAAUGAAGCUUGUUUGGUUUUAAUAUGUAAAUGCGAUUUAAUGUGUAUAUGAAGCGAGAUAAACAGCGCGUGAUUCAAGCGGUCGCAAAGACAAAUUUAACAGGAUUGAAAAUCAACGAUAUGGGAAUGGUACACAGCAGAAGGAGCUCGUUAUUUUCUGCGAUCAUAUGGCUGCACAUUUAACAGAGCUGCGUAUCCACGAAACUGUAGCAGUACACCUGUAGCAGAGACGAUUGUGUACAGUCACACAAUGGAGAUUGACAUUUGACAUCAUCUGAAUAUGAACAAGGUUGCAGUGGUACACAAAUCAACACUUUUAUGGCUGCAUUCACAUUUAGAAUACUGUGACAGUUAACACCAUUUUACUGUUGUGUUAUUUUUCGCAUACAUCGUGUAGAAAAUACAAGUUUUAUUUCCCAUGUCCAAAUCUGUGUGAUAUUUAGCGUCAGUAGAAACACCGUGUGUAAUGUAUGUUUAUCUAAAAAUAAAUGAAACCUUGUCUAAUUAUUGAAUGCGUAUGAAGCAGGAAUAUUAUCGGUUUGUUAAAGGUCAAAAACUUUUUUUCCACAUACCACCCAUGAGGUAUUGCCUUUGUUUCACAAGUAAAAGUGUCCGGGAAGAAUUACCCAGGUUUUAAAUCCGCUGUUGUUUAGACAAUGCAACUCUCGAACUAGACCGUCAAGAUGGCGGCAUGGCUAGACGCAAUUUUACCUUUGCCCUGAAUAACAGCGGGAUCAAAAUACAAGCAAUGGUCUGCUGAAAUCAUUUUUGGUUCUCAUAUAUUCUCGUGUUUCACAGACUCUUUCCUCAGCAAAAAUUUCAUAAUGUAACCGGUCAGACCGCCAUCUUGAAUGUUUAUCUUGACUGCCAGUAAGUCUUAUCGCUGGAGAGAAACUUGUCAGUUAUAUGAUUUACCCUUUAGGCUCUGAUAAAUUGGAGUGUCCCAAACAAUUAGAGUUAGCGCAAUAGCGCUAAUAUUAUCAACUUGUGAUUUUUAAAAAUGAAGAUAAAAUAUGUAAAAUAAAAAACAAUUCGAGCGGAGGCAGUUUUGGUCAACUCGAGACCUGAAAAUGUUUUAUAUUGAUCGACCUAGUGCUAUAUGUAUCCCCAUUAGUGUUUUCAAGAAAAUGGCUUGUUGGAUGGGGACUCGUUUAUAUUAACUGAACACAUCUAACGAAUCAUCAGAUUAAGUGGACGAUAUGUACUCAAAUGAUAACAGGAAAGGUGGAGGCAAUAUCCAGUGUGCAGAUCUAAGAUUGGCUGAUCCUUCUCUUUAGCUCCCGAUAAAACGCUGAUGAAUGUACAAGUUUCCUCAGCAUUUCGUUCGGCCAUAAAUCGUGUAUAGCUGGAUGGUAUCAACGAUUUUGUACAGUAUUUCAAUAAAUAAAAGUCAUUAACA